Messenger RNA from Protopolystoma xenopodis, 507 nucleotides. The record is from the annotation of a GenBank genome assembly. NCBI's taxonomy places the organism in Eukaryota, Metazoa, Platyhelminthes, Monogenea, Polystomatidea, Polystomatidae.
AUGGAUUUUACUUGUCCGGCAAAUUCUUCAUACUCUCACAUUUUUAUCCCUCUUGUUCACUUUCUACCCAUCUCACGGUUACUCUUUUUUGACAGUCUUCGUAGCACCUGCGAACUGGUGACAGAGAGCCACUUUUCACAUUUGACUUCGUCCCAGCGGCGGCUUGAGUUUAUACCUAUCGACUGGCGAACCUCCCUUCAUCUUCCCGACGAACUGAUCGCGAGCAGCACCCCAUCCUCACUGGGUCCGCUUCGUGCCCUCUUUAACAACACGAUUAUCGACGUAUUUUACUAUACAAGCCCUGUAUACCGACAUCAGGUGACGCAAAACCUGGCCGAGGAACUGACACGCAUCUAUACAAUUUUUUGCUCGAGGAAUCCCUAUUUCGAGACUUCAGGUGGCCAAGUAUCAAUUAUUGCUCAUUCUCUCGGCUCCGUGAUCAUCUACGACGUUUUAACUCAGAGACAGCAAACCGAGCCUCACAAAAGAGAGCCAAUUUCAGUAUAG